GAGAGAGAGAGAGAGAGAGAGAAAAGAAAGAUGAAUUCACACUUCAUACAAGAAGCUUCAGAAGCUUGCUUCAAUGGCUGCUGUGCAUCACCAUUCUCAUCUCAUUCAGUAUCUGAGAAACCAGAAGAGCUAGAGUUCUCAGUUAUCACAACAGGAGCUUCGUUUCUAACUCGAGACAAGAAAUUCACGAGCCAAGAAUCUCUUCCUCGUCUCCGUGCAUCUUUCUACGAUCUCGUCACAGCUUUUCCAGAUUACUUGCAGACGAAUCAAGCAGAUCAUCUCCGAUCUACAGAUUACCAAAACCUCUCGUCCUCUCCUCACGUGUUUGGUCAACAACAACCUUUGUUCUCUUACUCCCAGUUUCGACAAAUCUCGGAAUUAGAAUCCAAUUUGAAUCCCCCUUUCCUUACCUUGUAUUGCAAGCAAGUGAGCUCCGGUAAAGAACUGAUAUCGUUCUCGAGCGAAGAAGAAACUCAGUUUCAGUCUAGGAUGAGGAGAAGAAUCACUGGUUUUAUGAAUCUUGACGAAUCCGAAUAUCACAUGAUUCUAACUCAAGACCGCUCCUCUGCUUUCAAGAUUGUAGCAGAACUCUACUCUUUCAAAACAAACCCGAAUCUUCUCACAGUAUACAACUACGAAGACGAAGCAGUUGAAGAAAUGAUAAGAAUCUCAGAGAAAAAGGGUGUCAAGCCUGAAUCGGCAGAGUUUUUGUGGCCUAGCACUGAGAUUCACUCGGAGAAACUGAAGAGGAGAAUCACGAGAAGUAAGAGAAGAGGGAAAAAAACAGGGCUGUUUGUGUUUCCACUUCAAUCUCUAGUCACAGGAGCUUCGUAUUCGUACUCAUGGUUGAGUUUAGCUCACGAAAACGAAUGGCAUGUGUUGCUAGACACCUCUGCUUUAAGUUCUAAAGACAUGGAGACUUUAGGGCUUUCUCUGUUCCAACCAGAUUUCCUCAUCUGUUCUUUUACAGAGGUUUUAGGUCAAGACAAUCCGUCUGGUUUCAGUUGCUUGUUCGUAAAGAAAUCUAGCUCUCCAGCUUUGUCGGAAGAACCGACGAACCCGGCGAAUGUCACGGCAGUAAAGGCAGAACCAGCCUGGAAAUGGAAAACAGAGUAUCCAGAAGAUAAUGACGAAAUCACCCCUGUGGACCACGAGGACCACAAGGCGGCUUCUACUUCUGGCUCUGCGAUAGUUGAAAUCGAAUCAUCAUCAGUUGAAAUAGAGGAGGAUAAAGCAAUGAUUGAGUUUCGUGGAUUAGAUGACGCAGAUUCUUUGGGACUGAUACUAAUCAGUAGAAGGUCAAAGUCGUUGACUUUAUGGCUUAUACGAGCCUUGAUGACACUGCAACAUCCAGGCACUCAUCAAAAAGAGAUGCCCUUGGUCAAAAUCUACGGACCAAAGACGAAACUGAGCCGAGGACCGUCCAUUUCGUUCAACAUUUUCGACUGGCAAGGCGAAAAGGUCGAUCCUUUGAUGGUGGAGAGGCUCGCUGAGAGGGAAAAGAUCGGUUUGCGAUGUGCGUAUUUGCACAAGAUUAGGAUUGGUAACAAGAGGAGAAGCGAAGAAGCAAUGAGUUUGAGAUUGUCGGUGGUGAGUGUUAGUUUAGGGUUUAUGACGAACUUUGAGGAUGUUUUUAAGGUUUGGGAGUUUGUGUCGAGGUUCCUAGAUGCUGAUUUUGUUGAGAAAGAGAAGUGGAGAAAGAAAGCUCUUGACAAACACAAAUGAUUUGCGUUAAUCUGGGGGCAUAAUCUUAAUCCGCAUGGUUCAAUUUUACAAUUAUGGUUGAACAUUCUCGGAUUUGGAUUCGGUUUAGUUUUACGUUGUGUGGUUCGAUUUUAGGCAGUAGCUAGAUUUUUUCUUUGGGUUGGUUUAGUUUGUUUCGUUUUGGUGGGUUAUUCAACUUGGUUUCGGUUUGGUUUAACAAAAACCAAAAUCAAACGCACAUAUACUGUAUAUUUUU
Capsella rubella is the source of this 1960-nucleotide messenger RNA. RefSeq names its product molybdenum cofactor sulfurase. The transcript has a single exon. Lineage: Eukaryota; Viridiplantae; Streptophyta; Magnoliopsida; Brassicales; Brassicaceae. Bases 31 to 1725 code for a protein of 564 amino acids. The record is from RefSeq and is a predicted model, not a curated record.